CCAUAGAUAAGUAUAAGUACUGACGUAGCCGCCACAAUAACAAUAUAUAAAGUAUUUUGAGUAAAAUGUGUAAAAUUAAUUGUUUAUCUUGAUAAAAUGUUCGGCGUAGUGGUCGUGUUGUCCUGUGUACUCGCGCUCGCUGCCACCGGCUCCAUCGACUACUGCGGCGCCGCAAUGUGCGGAGGCAAGAAUACACAUACUUACUGCCAGUAUCCAGAAGGCCCUGGUCCUAAGUGCAUUGAAUAUGAAAAUGCCAAACUUAGAAACAGAGAGAAGGUGAGAAUACUGAAACGGUUGAACAGCGCCAGGAAUAAAGCUGCAGCCGGCGCGCUGAACUUUCCCCCAGCAGCGAAUAUGAUGAAACUGCAUUGGGUUGAGGAGUUGGCUCGUGAAGCCCAGCGCUGGGCAGACCAGUGUGUUCCACCGCGCCGCGUCGAACUACACGACACUUGUCGUGAUCUAUAUUCAUUGACAGUUGGCCAGUGUGUGGCGUCGGUAAUAGGCAGGACGCCUGAGCGAGUCGACUAUAUGGUCGAUAUUUGGAACAAACAAACCAAGUAUUAUAAUCACAGUAUCACCAAAUACGAGCCUCCAAUGAACGAUAGCAAAUACUACUACGGUGAUUUUGCGCAGCUUUAUUGGGCGAAGAGUUAUAUGGUGGGUUGUGCUCGAAGUAGAUUUAAAACGCCUUUGAAAGGUACUCUCAAGACUGUGGAGCGACUAGUGUGCAACGUGGCCCCGGCCGGGCCGAAGCGGCACCGCCGACUAUGGCACCCUUAUGCACCAGCUGAACUCUGUCCGUAUCGAGCAGCAAGAGCUAAUUCUUGGGGCAACCUUUGCGAUUACCCUAAUACGGCUACUGAUCUGCAACAGGCGUUGGCAUAUAAUGAACGUGUAUUAUCAAAAUACAAAGGGAAGAAAAAGAACAAUAAAAAGGUUCUAUUCCGCAUACCUGGAUCAAAAUCAAGAGCAAAAAGAGCCAAAGAAAAUGAUGAUGAGCAAUUGUCAGAUGACGGUGGCGAUAAACCGGAGAAUAAUAAUAUAGCUGGUCAAGUCCGGCCCAGUAUUGUGAUGGUUUUAGCUUUGUUUAUAAUUGUUUAGGAAUAAUUUACAUUUUAUCGAUGUAUUUUUUGCUAUAGGUAUACAGUUUUAUUGUUUAGUUAUUUUUAUUUAUUGUUAUUUUUAUUUAUUAUUGUUAUUAAACGUAGAUGAAUAAAUAAUGCGUCUCGCUGCGUCCGACUAGAUGCCACGGUCGUGCGACGCCGUUGUACUUAUUAAAUUGGGCAAUAAAUACUACGCCAAAUUCGGUAUACUUACCCGUGUAUGGUAAGCGUCAACAGGCCCGCAUCGUACGCAUCACACGCAACGGAUUUUAGUUUGUCUUGUAUAGAAACUCAUACAACUGCAUCCACUAAUCCGCAUCGUAAGGACCGCACAAUCAGCAAUGCCUACAUGCGAUGCGUACUGAUGACGUCAUACGGAAUGUGUACGACGUGUGCAAUGCGUACGAUGCGGGCCUGUGAACGCUUAACUUUAGCAACGUAUUAGUCAUACUGACAGUUGUGUCAUGACAAUAAUGAAUUGCCGCCGGCUCUUUUGUUGGCUGAUGGUGGAUUAAUUUUAUAAAAAGAAAA
This is a messenger RNA of Spodoptera frugiperda (fall armyworm), 1634 nucleotides long. RefSeq names its product venom allergen 3-like. The transcript has 8 exons. Bases 97 to 1101 code for a protein of 334 amino acids. The record is from RefSeq and is a predicted model, not a curated record. NCBI's taxonomy places the organism in Eukaryota, Metazoa, Arthropoda, Insecta, Lepidoptera, Noctuidae.